GCAAAACUGCGGGAUGGGGCCAGAAUGCAGGGCCCAUCGCAAAAUCCGUCGCCUCUCUCGCCUCGGCUCGCUGCACACCUGGUUAUAUAGCGUUUGGAUUGUGAGAUACGUGGUGCUUUCCUAGGCGGUGUUUGCUUCACUCGGACUUGGGCGGUCUCGGCGUAUAAAGCAAUCUUUGCUCCGUUGCUGAGGGCAAUUCGCGAAUGGCGCUCGCCGCCGCUGCCGCAAGGCGCGCGGUGGCUGAUGGAGUGCCGGGGCUCAUUUACAGCCUGCGGUGGUCCCGGCUGGGGCUGCAUUCAACAUCAGCUGCGUGGAACCCAGCGGAGCCGAAGCCGGUGCCUCUGGCAAAGCUAAAGGACAGCUUUAAUGAGGGCACUAGCAUUACGUAUCUGGAGGAGCUGGAGGAGCGGUACCACAAGGACCCGGCGUCGGUCGACCGCAGCUGGCAGGCCUUUUUCCGCAACCUGGACCACGGCGUGACCGGCGAGGCCAUGGCUGAGUCCUUUGACGCGUUUGAGAAGGGCAAGCUGGCCAUGAGCCCCUUCACCGCCGCAGCCAUCUCCAACCAGACCGUGCAGGAGUCCAUGCGGCUGCUGCUCAUGAUCCGUGCAUACCAGGUGCUGGGCCACUUCGCCGCGGACCUGGACCCGCUGCGCAUCAGCGGCCACACGCACCCGCCCGAGCUGGACCCGGCCUUCUGGGGCUUCAAGGACACGGACCUGGACCGAGAGUUCUUUGUGGGCAACUGGAACCAGAGCGGCUUCCUGGCUGAGGGCCGGCCCACCCGCACGCUGCGGGAGAUGCUGACCCGCCUGCGGGAGACCUACUGCAGCCACAUCGGCUACGAGUACAUGCACAUCCCCGAGCGCGACAAGUGCAACUGGAUCCGCGAGCGCAUCGAGACCAUCGACCCGGUGCAGUUCACCAAGCAGCAGAAGCUGCACAUGCUGGACCGGCUGUCCUGGUCGGACAUGUUUGAGACCUUCCUGGCCAACAAGUACACCGCGGCAAAGAGGUUCGGUCUGGAGGGCGCGGAGAGCCUUAUCCCCGGCAUGAAGACGGUCAUCGACACCGCCGCCGACCUGGGCGUGCAGUCCGUGGUCAUCGGCAUGCCCCACCGAGGCCGCCUGAACGUGCUGGCCAAUGUGGUGCGCAAGCCCAUGAGCCAGAUCUUCUCCGAGUUCGCCGGCAAGGAGCCCAUCGCGCACGAGGGCGAGUACACGGGCAGCGGCGACGUCAAGUACCACCUGGGCACCAGCUUCAACCGGCCCACGGUGCACGGCAAGAUGGUGCACCUGUCGCUGGUGGCCAACCCCAGCCACCUGGAGGCGGUCAACACGGUGGUGCUGGGCAAGACACGAGCCAAGCAGUACUACAGCGAGGACCACGAGCGCGGGCGCCACCUGGCCAUCCUGCUUCACGGCGACGGCGCCUUCAGCGGCCAGGGCAUUGUGUACGAGACGCUGGACAUGAGCGGCCUGCCCGACUACACCGUGGGCGGCACCAUACACCUGGUGGUGAACAACCAGGUGGCCUUCACCACCGACCCCAAGGACUCCCGCUCCUCGCCCUACUGCACGGACGUGGCCAAGUCGCUCAACUGCCCCAUCUUCCACGUCAACGCCGACGACGUGGAGUCGGUGGUGCGCGUGUGCCAGCUGGCGGCGGAGUGGCGCCAGGCCUGGAAGAGCGACGUGGUGGUGGACCUGGUGUGCUACCGCAAGCACGGCCACAACGAGAUCGACGAGCCCAUGUUCACGCAGCCGCUCAUGUACAAGAAGAUCAAGGCGCACAAGCACAGCGCCCAGCUGUACGCGGAGCGACUGAUCGCGGAGGGCACAUUCACCAAGGAGGAGGUGCAGCAGGUGCGCGACCGCAUCAUGCAGCACCUGAACGCCGCCUUUGAGGGCGCCAAGGACUACAAGCCCAGCAAGAAGGACUGGCUGGCGUCCCACUGGUCCGGCUUCAUGAGCCCAGCGCAGCUGUCGCGCAUCCGCAACACGGGUGUGCCGGCUGAGCUGCUGCGCAGCACCGGCCUGGCCAUCACGGCGCUGCCCGAGGACUUCGCCUUCCACCGCCAGAUCAAGAAGGUGUACGAGACGCGCCGCGCCAUGAUCGAGAGCGGCGAGGGCCUGGACUGGGCCAUGGCUGAGGCGCUCGCGUUCGCGACGUUGGUGUCGGAGGGCAACCACGUGCGGCUGAGCGGGCAGGACGUGGAGCGCGGCACCUUCAGCCACCGCCACGCAGUGCUGCACGACCAGACCAACGGCGCCAAGUACGUGCCGCUGAACCACGUGUUCCCCGGCCAGAAGCCCAACAGCUUCACGGUGUGCAACUCAUCGCUGUCGGAGUUCGGCGUGCUGGGCUUCGAGCUGGGCUACUCCAUGGAGAGCCCCAACAGCCUGGUGCUGUGGGAGGCGCAGUUCGGAGACUUCGCCAACGGAGCGCAGAUCAUCUUUGACCAGUUCCUGUCGGGCGGCGAGGCCAAGUGGCUGCGCCAGAGCGGCCUGGUGUGCCUGCUGCCGCACGGCUACGACGGCCAGGGCCCCGAGCACUCCUCCGCGCGACUGGAGCGCUUCCUGCAGAUGUGCGACGAGAACCCCUACGAGAUGCCCCACCACGACGAGGCGCAGUGGUUCUCGGGCGGCCACCUGGGCACCCAGAUCCAGCGCGCCAACUGGCAGGUGGUCAACUGCACCACACCCGCCAACUACUUCCACGUGCUGCGCCGCCAGGUGCACCGCCAGUUCCGCAAGCCGCUGAUCGUGAUGGCGCCCAAGAACCUGCUGCGCCACCCGCGCUGCAAGAGCCCGCUGUACGAGUUUGACGACCAGCCCGACGACGCCAACAUCGUGGGCGUGCGCUUCAAGCGAGUCAUCAUGGACGACACCGGCCUGACCCCCAAGGACCGCGGCCCGCGCCCGCCCGCCGAGCCCGAGAUCAAGCGCGUGGUGUUCUGCAGCGGCAAGGUGUUCUACGACCUGCACGACGCGCGCGAGAAGCAGGGCAAGGUGGGCGAGGUGGCCAUCGUGCGUGUGGAGCAGCUGGCGCCCUUCCCCUUCGACCUGGUGUGCCGCGAGAUCCGGCGCUACCCCAACGCGCAGCUGCUGUGGUGCCAGGAGGAGCCCAUGAACAUGGGCGCCUACAUGCACGUGCAGCCGCGCUUCGACACCUGCCUGCGCGAGGAGGGCAAGCCCAUGAUGGGCCGCAUGCCGUACGCGGGCCGGCCGCCCAUGGCCGCCACCGCCACCGGCUUCGGCGAGGUGCACGGCAAGGAGCAGGCGCGCCUCAUCGCCAACGCCCUGGACGUAAACUACAGCGGCGCCAUCUAAAGCCGAGGACUUGCCGAGGAGAGGAGGGCGGUGAGGCUUGGCGGUGACAGCAGCAGUGCAAGGGAGGUGUGAAAGCGGCGUGUGCGUUGGCGGUGUGUGCGGCGCCGUGGAGGGCCUGGGGAGGAGCGGUGUGCAGGGGCCGCAACCACACGUGGCGGCCCGAGGAAGCUCUCAGGGCGUUGCGAUGUUGAACCGCAUCGCGUCGGGAGUGAAGUGGAAUGGAGCUGCUAGACGACGCGGCUGUCAUGCUCUGAACGAAGCUGGCGGGGCGGGCAUUUCGCCGCGCUGGCGGGCAGCCUGGUGGAGGGGGCGGCGGAAGCUAGCUGGGACUGAGGCAGCGGGUAUGGCUGGGCCCCGCUGUCGAGCCCUGUGCAGUCCUAGCAAGGGUUGAUUGAGUGCUGGCUUAAAACGGGCUUCGGCCCUGGCUUAUCUGACCCUUAUUUUUUGUCUGUAUGGGGUGAUCAUGUGUUUGCGGCAGGGAGAGCGGUGCAGGUGUUGGGGCAGCGCUGCCGGGCGGACUUCAGCCCGCCGUGGGCCGGCGUGUUUUCCUGACUCUCUCAUGUCUGCCAGGAAGCUGUGUCGGCAAAUUAUGCUUUGGAGCUGUGCGCUACUUGUUUUAUCUGGUUGGACGGUAGUGCCUUACGGUGCGGCCACGGCCGCUGCUACCAUAUGCUGGGAGCCCAGGGGUUACGCCACGUGGGGUUACGCAGGUCGCUCGGCGGGCUGGGCCGCGUACGGCGGACGUAGCGACCACUUGCGGCGCAGGAUCUGUUGGUACGUACGGUGUGCAGCCUGGCAAUGAUGAAAAGCGCGAGAGCGCGUCUGUAAGGGGGAGCGAAUGCC
Chlamydomonas reinhardtii is the source of this 4175-nucleotide messenger RNA. RefSeq lists its product as uncharacterized. Gene Ontology annotation, biological process: tricarboxylic acid cycle. The transcript is spliced from 22 exons. NCBI's taxonomy places the organism in Eukaryota, Viridiplantae, Chlorophyta, Chlorophyceae, Chlamydomonadales, Chlamydomonadaceae. Gene Ontology annotation, cellular component: oxoglutarate dehydrogenase complex; mitochondrion. Bases 204 to 3332 code for a protein of 1042 amino acids. The record is from RefSeq and is a predicted model, not a curated record. Gene Ontology annotation, molecular function: oxoglutarate dehydrogenase (succinyl-transferring) activity; thiamine pyrophosphate binding.